GACACCGUGCCGACACGUCUGUUACUUUGGCAUGAGAUAGUCGUUUUUAUAUGCGUUCCUUGUCUCGGAUUGCGCGUAAUCCAGAAUGUAAUUGGCAGGGCAUUGGGGCUUCUCGGCACCGCGCGGGCAGGCAGAGGCAGCAAACUCCUCCGCCCUGGCACAGCUCGCUCGCGCUGCGUGAUGCGCUGCGGGCUUCAGCACAGAUAGGACAAACCGCCGAGCGCUGCAUAGCCCUGCCUCCCCGGAUCCGAUGGGUCCGGGCAAAGACAAAUACUGUUUUGCGCAAGUAGAGCCAUGGUUUCCAGCCAGGUCCUCUGUUCCAGUUUGCUACUGAAGAAGUCACUGCGUUACUUGAUUAAAUGUUUUUGUUUAGCUCUUUGAGCGCUGUAGGAGUCUCAACAAACAAAAAAAUGAGACUGAGUUGAGACAAAAAUAGGAACAAUUAAAUUCUAGCACGGAUGUUUAAUGUUUAAACAGCCUAUUCUAAACCAGGAAAGCAGAUUUUUGUAAUUGCAAUUUUUUUGCACUUUCCACUUGUAAUUUCAUAUCCGGAUGUUGGAAUCAAACUGUUUCUGAAGAACAGCAUUCUUCUAGAAAUAUCACUUUCUCCAAUUUUUUUUUUCUUAUAGCAGGAUCUUUGAUGACCACAAAGCACUCACAGACCCAGUCUACCCUUGCAAAAAGUCUAACUUCAACAAGUACAAAUACUCCCUAUUUUAAAGUGGCAGAAACUACAGAAAUGCCAUCUUAUGUGACUAAAUGCCCUAGCAAUGGGCUUUGCAGUAGGUUGCCACCAGACUGUAUGACAUGCAACACAAACUUUUCCUGUAUAUAUGGGAAGCCAGCCACUUUCGAUUGCAAAGUCAAGCCACAUGUUCAUUGUGUUGAUCAGAAUAACGACGAGCAGGAGAACUUUACCAUUAACAUGACAUGCCAAUUUUGCUGGCAGCUUGCGACAACUGAUUAUGUAUGUACCAAUUCUACAAACUGCAUGACGGUUUCUUGUCCACGACAACGAUAUAAUGCCACUUGUACAGUACGGGAUCAUAUUCAUUGUCUAGGUAAUCGUGUCUUUCCUAAGAUGCUCUAUUGCAACUGGACUGGAGGUUAUAAGUGGUCUACUGCCUUGGCGCUAAGCAUUACCCUCGGUGGAUUUGGAGCAGAUCGUUUCUAUUUGGGCCAGUGGCGGGAAGGUCUGGGAAAACUCUUCAGCUUUGGUGGACUUGGAAUAUGGACGUUAAUUGAUGUGCUCCUAAUUGGUGUUGGCUAUGUGGGACCUGCAGAUGGCUCGCUCUAUAUUUAAAUAUAGAUGCAGUAUGUUUCAGAGAGGGGUAGUUGUUUGGAAAAGGGCAUAAAUAAAAGAAUGUAGAAACUGAGCCUUUAAGGUGGAAUGAAGAACGACUGUUCUUUAUAUGUGUGUAACGUUUUAAUGUACAGUAUCUGUACUUAGUUUGCCUUUAACUAAGGUAAAAUAAAAGAGUGGAUCACUGAGUAAGUUGAAAUUCAUUUCCUUUUCUUUAUGGAUAUGCUAUUUUUCUAUGAAAAAAAAAGUUGAACAGAUAACUGAAUUCCACGCUGUUCUUGAACUUGAUCCUGUCAAGCACCAAAAGAGAUGUAAACUAACUUGAUACUGUUUACUUCAUAUUUAUAUGUUUGAGAUGAACUACAAAACUAAAUUCCCUAAAUAUGUCAGUAAUAUAUUGUUUUCAUAUUUGUGGGAGGAUAACUUAUUUGCCUAAACCUGAACUACCUUAGCAGUAUGUAGAUUGUUUUGACGUUUUAUGAUCUUAAUUAUGUUAAUCUCUUCCUGGGUAUAGCAAGAUCUAACAUUUGUGUAGUGACUUGUUGACUUAAAAGUGUGAAAGGGUUUUAGAGUUAGAUUGCAGUAACGCUAACAGCUAAACAUGAAAUAAUUAAGAUAUGGUUUAGGAUCAUCCUAAGAUGUCUUUAUUUUGGUUGGGUUUGACCUGGCACAUCAGUGAAAGCUACCGUGGUUCUUCUUGUGCUAGCAGACUUGGAAGUUAAUUCCAAAAAAGAGGUCUGGUAAUGUAAUCAAUACAUUUAUCCACUUAAGACUGUGUAACAAGGUAUUUCCUUAAUGAAGUAUCCUCAUGUAGCAAACUGUAGUGACAUUACUGAGGAAUAGCUUAGUUUCGUUCACUUAAAUACUGAAACCCGGCUUGCCUACCUCUUUGCUCUGGCCUCUGGCAGUGCCCUAUUACACUGGACUUGAACUCUUGCUUGUGUAGUACUAAGGUGCAGUGAAUAUGAAAAUUAUGACUUGAAUAAACUUAAAUUGAAGCUUC
Struthio camelus australis is the source of this 2306-nucleotide messenger RNA. NCBI's taxonomy places the organism in Eukaryota, Metazoa, Chordata, Aves, Struthioniformes, Struthionidae. The record is from RefSeq and is a predicted model, not a curated record.